Epinephelus fuscoguttatus (brown-marbled grouper) is the source of this 5669-nucleotide messenger RNA. RefSeq names its product tau tubulin kinase 2a (gene ttbk2a). Gene Ontology annotation, biological process: peptidyl-serine phosphorylation; cilium assembly; signal transduction. The record is from RefSeq and is a predicted model, not a curated record. The coding region runs from base 439 to 4185 and encodes 1248 amino acids. The transcript is spliced from 16 exons. Gene Ontology annotation, molecular function: ATP binding; protein serine/threonine kinase activity. Gene Ontology annotation, cellular component: ciliary transition zone; nucleus; ciliary basal body. NCBI's taxonomy places the organism in Eukaryota, Metazoa, Chordata, Actinopteri, Perciformes, Serranidae.
UCGAAUCGGUGCCGCGCGCGCAGGAAGGCUGAUGAUCAUCACAGAGUCGUCACGUCACGGAUCCGCAGCGACCGAUAGAGAUGCUGAGGUGACAGGCAGAAGGAGAAAAGGGACGACCACAUAUCAGACAUAUUUCACCCUCCGCUCGUUUAUCUCGCACCAACCAACCGCGACCACCUCCGUCACCACCUCCACCUCCACCACCGCCUCCACCUCUCCUCCAUGGACGGUCCGCUCGCUAUGGGAUUCCGCUCGAUGUCGUCCCCGCCGCCUCCAAACGUAGCGGAUUUUUUGUAACCACACCCGGCUCUUCAUUGGAUCAGGGAUUGGCAGCAAAGACCCGAGGGUUCUCCAUCAAGGCCCAAAUGCCCGUCCAAGUCUGAGGCCACUGGUCGAGGGGGGAAGCAGUGAGGACAGCGUCCCUGGUCCACAGACGGGAUGAGCGGGGGAGCGGAGCAAACUGACAUCCUAAGCGUGCUCUCCCUGGUCAAGGAACGAUGGAAAGUGGUGAAGAAGAUCGGGGGCGGCGGGUUCGGGGAGAUCUACGAGGCGCUGGACCUGCUGACGCGGGUCAGCGUGGCGCUGAAGGUGGAGUCGGCCCAGCAGCCCAAACAGGUGCUCAAGAUGGAGGUCGCCGUGCUCAAGAAGCUCCAGGGUAAGGACCAUGUGUGUCGCUUUGUGGGAUGUGGCCGCAACGACCGCUUCAACUACGUGGUGAUGGAGCUUCAGGGUCGUAACCUGGCAGACCUGAGGAGGAGUAUGACCCGGGGAACCUUCAGCAUCAGCACCACCCUGCGUCUGGGCCGCCAGAUCCUGGAGGCCAUAGAGAGCAUCCACUCUGUCGGCUUCCUGCAUCGUGACAUCAAACCAUCCAACUUUGCAAUGGGCCGCUUCCCGAGUACCUGUCGGACCUGCUACAUGCUGGACUUUGGUUUAGCUCGCCAGUUCACCAACUCUUGCCAGGAGGUCCGACCUCCCCGUCCAGUGGCAGGAUUCAGGGGAACAGUCCGCUAUGCAUCUGUCAAUGCUCACAAGAAUAAGGAGAUGGGUCGUCACGAUGACCUGUGGUCUCUCUUCUACAUGCUGGUGGAGUUUCUGGUCGGUCAGCUGCCGUGGAGGAAGAUCAAGGACAAAGAACAUGUGGGGAAGCUGAAGGAUACUUACGACCAUCGUCUGAUGCUCAAACACUUGCCGGCAGAGUUUGGCGUGUUCUUGGAGCACAUCUCAAGCCUCGACUAUUUCACGAAGCCGGAUUACCAGCUGCUGAUGUCAGUGUUUGACAACAGCAUGAAAACCUACAAUGUCGUGGAGAAUGACCCUUAUGACUGGGAGCGAACUGGCACUGAUGGCACUUUGACAAUCAGUGCCAGUGCCACAACACCGCAACAUCACACCCGCCUCACUCCGGCACACAUGGGCAUGGCGAAUGCCUCUCUGAUCCCUGGCGACCUGAUGAGGGAAAACACAGACGAGGUUCUGCAGGACGAACAGCUCAGCGACGUGGAGAACAACCCCGCUCCGGAGCGCCUGCCGGGCUCUCCCCUUCACCCUCACCGCAACCAGGAGGCUGACGUCUGGGAGGAGCUGGACCGCAACCGUAACCGCAUCAGGACAGCAGUGUGGAAGGGGGCAACGGAGGAGGAACACAGCAACAACCAGGGCAACCACGGACACCAGAGCCCCUAUGCUGGGCCAAGCCUGGGCUCCCCAGUCAAACUGCCCUCUGAGGUGGUGGCUUCAGACCGUGAUGGCCCCCUGUUGAGGAAGCUCCGCAAUAUUCACAGUUUUGAGCUGGAGAGGAGGCUUGGUCUGGAGUCCAAGCCCAGUCCAGACCGCUUCGUGGAGGCCUGCUCAGGGAAGCAGCAGCUUGGCGCCCAGCACCAGGAGAAGGAGGCUGACGGGCCUGCGAUCAUCCCAGUAACUCAGGGUCAAGCUGUACCUGCCGGGGAGCGGCCUGAUAGGGUCUGGCACUACGAUGAGGAGUUCUUGUCUGGCGGUGGCUCUCCCAAGCCGGCAUCCUCUGGAUCUCUGGAGCAGGGAGAGGGGGCAGCCAGCAGUGGGGGCUUUGUGGCCCUCAAUCUGAGCUCUGGGAGGCAGGACGUUGACUCAAGGGAGUGGGUGAUGGUGGAGCGGCCUGGUGGCUCUCCAGGAGCCAAGGUUACAACCAGCCCCUCGGAGGAGGAUGAGGAGCCGGAGGUGCUCCAGCCGGGGGAUCAGUCUCCUGGAUGGGAAAAGGGCAGUCCAAGCCCUAACUCUGGUAAAACCAAACAAGAAAGCAUGGCUUCCUCCAAGGGAAGCACAAAAGUGGACAAGUUGGAGCUUAGCGUGGGCCCUGCGGGGGCUCUGCCUCCCAUCACUCCAACCAGCCCAGCUGAAGCUCUGGCUGAGGGAGUCCUCACCCAGCUCCCCACCUCUCCUCCAUCCCUGCCUGAGGAGGUGGCGAUCCGGACAUCAAGCCCCAUCCCUCUGCGCUCUCCCAGCCCUCACACACUCCUGACCACCCUGUCGGACCCGUUGCACCUGCGCCAGCCGCCGAACAUGAGGCGCAGCCAGUCCGUCGACCAUCAGCAACAGGAGCGCCCCUCCUCCUCCUCCUCCUGCCACGCCUCCCUACCACUACCACCAAACCCCGCCCCCGGCACCUGCUCACCCAGUCGCAGGAAACUGCCGGCCAUCCCGGCGGGCGCUGCCAACGCCAAGUUUCCCUCUGUCAUACGCAUCACUCGCGCCCAGCUUCAGCAGCUGACGGCUCAGCGUCCCUCUGGGCUGUCCUCGCAGUCAGGAUCAGACAGUGCUCCACAGUGCCUCCUGCUGGAGAGGCGUGGUGAAGCUGAAGCUGAGGCUCAGCAGGUGCAGGAGCACACAGCGGACAUCAGUUCACCCCAGGACCAUGUGCCCACCCAUCCAGGGACACCCACAGACCCCCUGGCUGAGAUGCUGGUCAAUGGAGACAUCCACAGCAAAGCUCAAAGCCCCGCGUCAAACCGUGUGUCUUCCCCACGCUCCCCCCGUUCUCCACUCCCGCCUCCUCUGCGCUCACCUUCCUCUCCACGCUCUCCACGCUCUCCACGCUCUCCCCACUCUCCUCGCUCCCCUCGCAGCCCUGAUCUUGCCAACGGCCACCUCUCUCCUCCUGUUAACAGCCAAAGGGAUUUAAGUAAUGGAGCAUUCCCCAAGCUGAAAGACCCUGAGAAUGAUCCCGGCCCGACUCCCUGUGCCACAGAGCCUCAGCUAGAAGAUGGGAGCAGAGAUGUGAACCACGCCUCAGAUCAGACCAACGGACCCACUUCCUCCCCGGCUGCCCCCCGUAAGGACCCUAGUCGAAGGCAAAGUCGCAUCCCAGUCCUGGAGCCCUCCAGCCUGCUGGAGCUCCCUCCUCCAGGGUCUGCUAAGGAGAAACUCCUGCAGAAGAAAGCUAACCACCCGGGCCCGGUCCCCUCCCCCACUGCCUCACCAUCCCUCUCUGAUAGGCGUGGCCCCAUGGUGGCCUCCCUCGCCCGGGACCCGCUGUCCUCCACAUCUGACCGCUCUCAGGACGAGGACUCUAUCAUGGGCUCCCGUUCUGACCGCCAGGGAGAUGAUGCUCCUUCCCUCUCCUCCUCCUCCAGCCCUCUGUCCCGCAAGAGCAGGAUCCCUCGCCCCGUUCACCCAGCUACGUCCGCUGAGCAGCUGGCUGCGCAAUUCCUGCCGCGCCCACCCCCUGGAAAGCCACCUUGCCGCCCCACAGCGGAGGGCAGGCUUAGGCGUUACCGCAUCCAAGCCGGCAGCAACAGUGACUCAGACCUCCUGACAUGCCUUGCUCAGCUGAUGCAUGGCUCCCGUGGCUCCCCCCUCCACCACCGCUCUGCAGCCCAGCACGGAGGCUCCAGGAUGGGCAUCUGCAGCCUGACGAGCUCCCCACACCACCACCGCAGCUCCAGCGCUUCCCCGCGCAGCUCCUCCUCCCUGCAGCGCUCUGUCAGCUCCUCGCCCUCCCGCCACGAGCACCGCGGUGGCGGGGGAGGGGGUUGCCUGGGCCGCAGCCGCUCGCCCCCCAGCUUCUCCGGCUCGCCGCCCCCCCGCCGCUUCUACCCUCACCACCAGGAGACUUGCUGCAGCCGCCAGGCUCGCACGGGCCCCUUCCACCUGUCCAGGGGGAAAGGCUGCAGCCGAGAGGGCAAGUGCUCCAGCAAGCUGAGCAGAUAGUUGCCCACCAAGCUGCGCUGCCACAGCAGAGGAGACUCCUGUUAAAAUAGGGUAGACCGCAGUCAGGAUACAAGCCUUCCUGUAGUCUUCCUGUACAAGUUUCCCUUUUUGAACCUUACACUUGUCUCGCUGUUUCCCACUGUUCUCUUCACUUCUAUUUGCACACAGGAUUUGUCAUUAAUUUAUGUGCCCAGCUUUAAAGGGGUACUCCAGCGAUUUAGUAUUGCACUUCCAUAGUUUUUGGACUUGUUUGAAAAAGAAUGAUCAAAAUUUGUGCAGCAGAAGCCAAUAUAUCCUGACUUUUAGUUGGUUAAACUCUAAGAAUGUUGGUUCCUACUAGGGAUGCACCGAUAUGGACUUUUUCAACUGAUACCAAUAACUAGGGAUAGACCGAUAUGGAUUUUUUAGACUGCCGAUUUUCUUGAGCCGAUAUUUGGGGCCGAUACUGCUUUUGCUCCCUCAAUUUACAUAAAAAAAAAAUGACACAAUGAUAACAAAUAUUACAGGUCUCAAGUUUAAAAUAAGAAACAUUUAUUGAACAGUAAAAAAUACUAAAACAAGAUGGAAAGUUGAGGUAGAACAGGUAGAAUAUUAUUAUUAUUAUACAUUCAAAUAAAAAAAAGAGUUCAGUGCUCUUAAAUCAUCCAGUAAUGUCUUUAUAAAAUAAACAAAUAUUUAAGCUGAAGCAUAAAUAAAACAACAACUACUGUACACAGUAGGAUUCAACAGCUUUGUUCAACUUAACCACAUACUUUCAAAUGAAAAAAAGUGCCAGGGAAAAAUAAAUCCGCGCACCCACCCGCGUAUAGGCUGAUGCCGAUACAAAUAAAAAACUCAAAUAUCAGCCCGAUAUAUCGACUGGCCGAUGUAUCGGUCUAUCCUUACCAAUAACCGAUAAUUACCUGCUUCUCAUGGCCGAUAACCAACGUUAACCGACAAUUUCACAUAUUUGUUUUUAAAACGAGGUGUAUAUCCUGUACUGUAUGUCCACCUGAGGGUAAGAAAGGCUCAGAUGUAAUGAGAAUAUGGAUGAUUUAGUAUUCCAUAGCCCUGACCGAACCAAAUCAAACUGACAUCACUAUUAACACAACAAAAACAAAGAACAGUUCUGACUUUUCCAUACCUGCUAAAAUUAGGCUGUGAAAAAGAUAGAGAUUUUUUGGGGUGUUGUCAAAUGGCCUACCCUCAACGCCCCUGCCCCCAUACAACCCUACACUACAGAUGAAUAUGAUAAAUGAAUGUAAAAUGUCUCUAAAUCAGUUUUAAAUUUAUAGGUAACGGUAAGAGAGAGGGAGAUUAUGAAGCCCAGUGUUACUGUGUAAUUCUCUGGUGUAUCAAUAAAGUGUAUAAACUACACCGCAGAGUGAAGUCUCUACUAACAGAGACAAGGGAUGUUCCUGGCGACUAAUUUCCUUACUCGAGCAUUACCACGGGGAGAGGGACUGCUGUCUGACGGCUCUGUAGCACCCACUAGUGGCGGGCGG